AUGACGGCGACAACGGUGAGUCUGGAAGCGCUUGAAGGCGGCAGCGUGCCAUUUUCAAUUCUGGAAGAGGCGUUCGGACCAUCCUCUCUGGGCAUCCUGAUCGUGCGAGACCUGCCGACCAGAUUCGCCGGAUUGCGCAAGAGGCUUUUGUCGUAUGCUUCGUAUCUGGCGCAGCUGCCCUCGGAGCAGCUCGAUGCGCUCACCAACGCGGCCGCGCACUACGAAACGGGCUGGAGUCAUGGCGUGGAGAAGUUGAAAGAGGGGCAAUACGAUACGAUGAAGGGCUCGUUCUACGUCGAUUGCCAAUCGUUCUAUCUCGCGAAGCCAACGAUUCAUCAAUCGGGACAAUCGCUUACCAGAGGCUCCGGGCAGAAUCUGUGGCCUUCAGAAGAUGCCAUCCCGGGCUUUCGGGAGACGUUCGAGGAGCUGUGUACGCUGCUGAUUGAUAUUGGUGCUCUGGUUGCGAGAGCGAUUGAUCUUUAUGCCAUCCAGAAGAUCCCGGAGUACGAGAUGGGAUAUCUAGAGAGAGUAGUUCGAAAUAGCCAUACGCCGAAAGCUCGACUGCUGCACUACUUUCCACCCGCGGGUGGGUCGACUUUGACAUCGGACUCGGAUGAAGACUCUUGGUGCGCAACUCAUCUGGACGAUGGCUGCUUGACUGCGCUGACAUCAGCCAUGUUUGUCGACGAAACCGAUGCCCUACCCCCAUUACCGGAUGAUGCAUCUCAGCCAGCACUGAAGAUUCUCCCACAGUCACCCGAUCCCAAGGCAGGCCUGUAUAUUCGCUCUAGGGGAGGCACGGUUGUUCAAGUGAACAUACCCGAGGAAUCAAUAGCUUUCCAGACAGGCGAGGCCCUUCAAGCAAUCACGGGUAGCAGUCUCCAAGCCGUGGCUCAUUCUGUGCGAGGUCCGAACUCGACAGGGGCCAAGGUGGCUCGAAACACGUUGGCACUCUUUAUGCAGCCUGAUCUGGAUGAGGUGAUUGACAAAGCUGCCGGGCUGACAUACGGCGAAUUUGUCGACAUGAUUGUCGAGAAGCAUUCAUAG
Messenger RNA from Neohortaea acidophila, 1047 nucleotides. RefSeq names its product Clavaminate synthase-like protein. Bases 1 to 1047 code for a protein of 348 amino acids. The transcript has a single exon. The record is from RefSeq and is a predicted model, not a curated record. Lineage: Eukaryota; Fungi; Ascomycota; Dothideomycetes; Mycosphaerellales; Teratosphaeriaceae.